AUGGCACCGAGAAGUGUUUUGGUGACCGGAGCGAAUCGAGGAAUUGGACUUGGAAUUGUGAAGCAGCUCAUUUCGCACAAAGAUAUUGAAAUUAUCAUCGCAACUUGUAGAGAUUUUGAAAAAGCGCAGGAGCUGAAAUCUAUAAAUGAUCAUCGCCUUCAUGUUUUGCAAUUAGACGUCGACAGUGAUGAAUUUGAUUGGAUUUCCUUUUUUUGGGUUGAUGAAAUUGUCGGCGAGAAAGGUCUUACUGUGCUCCUCAACAAUGCUGGAAUUUUAUUGCCGUAUAAUGUUGAAGAACCAAUUGAUCGUCGAACGAUCAUCCGCCAACUCGAGACGAAUUCGGUUUCGGUUGCCAUCAUCACGCAAAAAUUUUUGCCGUUGCUCAAAAAAGCGGCGGCGCAACGAAACGACGAAUCGGUAUCGAUUAAUCGAGCGGCGAUUAUCAAUAUCUCGUCAACGGCGGCGUCGGUGGAGAAAAUCGAUGGAACAUUCAACGGACCACUAGUUGCUUAUCGAAUGAGCAAAUCUGCGCUGAAUUCGUUCGCCAAAUCUUGCUCGAUUGAUUUGGCAAAAUAUCAUAUUCUCGUCACUUCAUUUUGUCCGGGAUGGGUUCAAACUGAUAUGGGCGGAGCGAAUGCACUUCUUACGGUCGCCGAUGCUACGAAAACUCUCGUUGACAACAUAUUGUUGUUGAAUGGCGACCAUCAUGGAAAAUUCCUUCAAAGCGAUUUGCAAAUAAUUCCAAAUUAG
Molecule: messenger RNA, 750 nt
Organism: Caenorhabditis bovis
Lineage: Eukaryota; Metazoa; Nematoda; Chromadorea; Rhabditida; Rhabditidae
Source: the annotation of a GenBank genome assembly